AUGGAAGUUCCAUCCAAGGAAAUAAUUGAAAUAUCUCGUAUUAUAUCUUCGAUUCGAAUUUUAAAUGAUAAUGAUUCUGAACUGACUGCUUCCGAAUUAUCUUUACUUCAUUCUUAUCGUACAGAUUUAUCACGUGCUUGUUCAUUACUUGCAAGACAUCCAACAUUAAUUGAACAAUUACUUGCAUUACAUCCACAAUUUGAUUUACGUCGUUAUUUUCUUUUAGAACAAUCGUGUCGUGCUUACUUUACACAUUUACAAUUAAGUAAUACAAGUACAUAUGGUAAUUCAAAUGAAAAGAAAUCAAAUAAUACUGAUGAUGCAUCGAAUGUUCUUGUUACAUAUUACGUUUAUUGCGUGCACUUCUUGUACGUUAUCCUCAAUAAUUACGUACUAUAUUUGAAACACAUCUUCUUAAUAUGUCAACUGUUGCAUGGAAACGUCUUAUACCCAGUGUUUUAUCCAGGUUUCAUUUUUCGGGUGGGUGGUUGAAAUUUUUGGAGGGGCUGCUGGCUAAAAUUUCUUCUCAUAUAGUAACGAGUGGCCUAUAAAGAAUGGCGGUCUCAUUGCUUACUCAAUAUCUUUUUUGCUUUUCAUUGAUUUGAACUGAACCUUUUCCCAAAAGAUUAAGCAUUGAGUUCUCUAGAAACUCAUGUGUAAAAGAUUUUUUAAACUACAAAACGGCGAAGUACUAAAGCGAAGAAAAAAGGUUAAAAAGUCUUCAACUUUGAAGCUCUAAAUGCAUUAACAUUUGGAGUAUGUUUCGACAAUUUAUGCGAAGGCUUAAGUUACAGGAGAAACAUUUUCUAGUAUUUUCAAGUACGCUCUGCCCGAUGUCUUUGAAAAAAUUUCUUUUAAAGUGGCGUUCGCCUAUUAAAUCGAUAUUUUCUGAAAACUCGUCCAUAACGUCUUAAUUUCGGCUUUCAAGGAAACCUACUGCAAACGAAACUUUGCAUCACUCGAACAAGUGUACAGGGGUGUAGUCGAGUAUAUCAGCUUUCAAAGAAAAAAAUCAUGAAAAAAUAACGCUUUUUUAGUGAAUGGCGCGCGUUUUCGGUUACUGGCAAGCAUCAAAAACAUGAAAUGACGGGGUCGGUGGAAAAGGCAGAUAGGGAAAACGUCGAAAAGGAAAAUAUCGAAAAGGCAAAUAUAGAAGGGGAAAAUACAGACAUUACAAAAGUCGAAUGAAAAAAGUAGAAAAAGAAAAACGCCGAAAAGGUAAAUGCCGAAAAUUGAGUUUUUUGAUAAUUUUAAAGAAAAAGAAAAAUUUAUUUUCUAAAUUGGUGCGCACAGAUACGUCGCAUCUAUGUUCAAUACAAGUCCAAUACUUUUUUGAUGAGGACGUUUUAUUGCAUGUGAACAUAUAUUGGUUAAACACUAGUAAUGGUUUACCUUUAUUAGUCGUUAAGAAUGAUAUUCCACUGUCCAUUGCCAGCGAAUGAAGAGAGAAUUAUUUGUUAGUUGUUUUCGCCAGACUGAUUUAUAUAUAUAUGGUAUACGCUAACAACGAACAAGUAUAGACUAUAGACGAGGAGGACAACGAAUUUAACUUAUCCCACUAACAACCAAUGCCAACUCAAAAGCAAAUUUCGUUAUCUACAGACAUCUUUUUCAUUCUACGUUUUCCUUUUCAGAAUUUUUCUACUUUUUCCUCUAGCAGUUUUUCUUCGACACUUUCAUUGAUUAUACUUUUUCAUUUCGACAUUUUUCAUUCGACGUUUCCACCUUCUGCAAUUGCCAAUUUCGACAUUUUCCUUUUCGGCGUUUUUCUUUUCUGCCUUUUCCACCAAUUCGGAAAUGACAGUUGGGUUUUUUAGAAAAAGCAAAAAAAUUGAUGCAGAAUUUUUUACUCAUUUUGGCAUGAAAAAAAAUUUCGAAGACAUGAAUCUUGCCCAGAACCUGACGUAGAGGCGGCGCCAGGAAUUCAGACUAGGGUGGGCUCAGACCCUCUGAAUUUUUACCAGGGUGGACUCGAACUACCUUAGUUCUGAAAAGCGAAAAAAAUGAAUGGAAAAUUUCUCGAAUUUUUGGGUUAGUCAAAACUGGUUCUUAUUCAAUGCUAAAUAGUUCGCAUGAAUGUAUAGAAGGCUUGGAGUAGUUUUCGAUCGGGGUUGCCACCUCUUCCACUUUUUCACUAAAAACAAACUUUCUUUUCUUAUUGAACAAUUCUGCGUGCAAGAAACUAGAUAAGAUGCUACUCGAUGAAAGUUUCUUAGAAAAUAAUUUUCUAACUCAUAAUUUUCUUGAAUUCUAGUAAAAUUUUCGCUUCGCACAAUAGGUUUUCCAAUAGAUUUUUUCGUUAAAACACUUCCGCUUCAUUUUGACUUCCAAUAUGAAAUACGUUCUUCUUGACUUGAAAUGCUAUCGAAUAACAAAACAUUUCUUUCGAGUUCUUGUUCAUCUGUUAAUAUGAUAGAUGAAAGCGAAGUCAUACUCGACCGCUGUAUGUACAAAAUGAUAUUGUUCUCUUGGUUGUGUGAAAAGCAAGAAUUAUUU
Molecule: messenger RNA, 2496 nt
Organism: Rotaria socialis
Lineage: Eukaryota; Metazoa; Rotifera; Eurotatoria; Philodinida; Philodinidae
Source: the annotation of a GenBank genome assembly